AUGGCAGAAUCAGCAAGUGCAGAAAUUCAAGAAGAAUGGGAAGCAAACGGUGCAAGUGGAAAUGAAAGUCAAAAUGGAGAAGUUGAUACUGAAGCCAACUUGCUAGACAGAGCGUUGGCAAAUAACAUCGCACUAAUGCUAGAAAGCUCGGAGCCUCUCUUAUCAUCUAAAUGUUGUAUCUACAAGGUUCCAACUGAUCUUCGCAAAUUGAACGAAGAAGCUUACACUCCUGAGGUUAUAUCAAUAGGGCAUUUUCAUCGUGGCGAUGAAAGAUUGAAAACCAUGGAAAGGCUUAAAGUGACAUAUUUCAAAAUUUUUGUGAAAAAGGUUAAGCUAAAUGUGGAGAAUUUAGUAACCACUAUAAGGGCUAGGGAAGCAUGUAUUCGUCAUUGUUAUUCACAUACUAGCGGACUUAGCAGUGAUGAUUAUGUGAAAAUGAUUCUGCUGGAUGCGAGCUUCAUUAUUGUGGUUUUUCAUCUAUUCUAUGAUGAAGAAUGGAGGCGUUGCUACAACUUGACAACGUUUUCACUACGGUUGAUCGUUAUUGUAAUGAGGGACAUAUGCUUGCUUGAAAAUCAACUUCCUUUCUUUAUUAUUGAGGAAUUAUACAACCUUGCAUUUCCGUCUCACUUAAACUACCGUUCCUUCACUCAGCUUGCCUAUGGAAUAUUUGAAAUUUUGGUAAGAGAACUUUUUUCGCUUCAGAUUGAACCCACUAUGUCUCCUUAUCCCGAUUUUAAAAUAAUGCACUUUGCCGAUUUGUUAAGAACUUUUUCUCUGCCUCAAUCACAAAGGCCACAACAAAGAAAUCUUGGCGACCAAAUUAUACAUUUGUACAGUGCGAGUCAGUUGGACGAGGCAGGAGUGAAGUUUAAGGUGGGCUCAAGCAAAUGCUUAUUUGAUUUAAAAUUCACAAAUGGGGUGCUGGAAAUACCAUGCUUAAAAAUAGAUGAUGAUACUGAGUCUAUUUUUCGAAACCUCAUGGCCUUGGAGCAAUGUCACUAUGCGUUUGACCAUUAUAUUACUGAUUAUAUUUGCAUAUUGGAUUUCCUGAUAGACACUGACAAAGACGUGGAUUUACUUGUGCGAAACGGGAUCCUGGUUCAUACUUUAGGCAACAACAAUGCAGUGACCUCUUUUGUCAACAAGCUCUCGCAACGAAUUUGUUCUUCAGAAAUGAACUCCAAUUAUUCUUGUCUUUGUGAAAAAUUGAAUACAUUCUAUAAGGUUCGGUGCCAUCGUUGGAAGGCUACCUUGAGACGUGAUUAUUUCAAGACUCCCUGGAGAACUGCUUCUACCAUAGCUGCUAUUAUCUUGUUGCUGUUCACUUUCAUACAAACUAUAUGCUCUAUCAUCUCAUUAUAACGGCAAACAUGAAGUUUGUGUAAUUCUAAUUGUAUUGGAUUGCAUUGUGAUAACAUUUUAUUGUUCGAUUAUUUUUACUGGUU
Molecule: messenger RNA, 1448 nt
Organism: Alnus glutinosa
Lineage: Eukaryota; Viridiplantae; Streptophyta; Magnoliopsida; Fagales; Betulaceae
Product: putative UPF0481 protein At3g02645
Exons: 1
Coding region: 1-1365 (454 amino acids)
Source: RefSeq, a predicted model, not a curated record